AUGGAUACAAUUCGUUUAUUUCUUCGUUCAAAUAGUUUUCGAAAUUCCCCAAUAAAACCCGAUGGAAAUUCAAGAAAUUCUUCUAUAACAUCAAAUUUUAUCGAUAUCGAUAAUGAUACAUUAAUAGAAACUGAAAUUCGACGAAAUUCUUCCAGUGAAAAAUUUAAAUCGUUCCUUUCAACACAUACAAAAUCAAGUUCAUUAUCAUCACGUUAUCCAAAUCGAUAUUCUCAAGUUGAAACAUGUUCUGGUUUAUCUAUUCCAUUAUCAAAUAAUACAAAUAUUGUUGCAAGUGCAUCAGAAUCAAUAUCAAAUGCUCGUUCAUUUACAUUAAAUAAUAAUCAUCAAAUAAAACCGCGAAGACAUUCAUGGACAACAGGUGAACAAAAAAUUCAUCAUGUAUCAUCUUCAAUAAAACGAAGUAAAUCACAUUAUUAUUCCGAACGAAUGAAAAAAUAUUCAAAAGAUAAAAAACGUCGUCGAACUAUUCAAAUAAAUCGUUCAUCAAAAUCAGUUAGUUUUCCAUUAUCAAGUAAUAACAAUAAUAAUCCAUUAUAUCCAAGAACAUCCAUUCAAACACGUUCAGUAAAAACAACAGCUACAAAUGCUUUUUUAACCGCUGCUUCAAUAUUUAAAUAUUGGCCAUUUCAAUCAACUUAUCGUCAAAGAAAUGAAGAAUUUAGAAAAAUUUUUAAAGAUUUACCAACUGAUGAACGAUUAAUUGUUGAUUAUUCAUGUGCAUGGCAAAAAGAAAUUUUAAUUCAAGGUCGAAUGUAUAUAUCACAAAAUUAUUUAUGUUUUCAUGCAAAUUUUCUUAAAUGGGAAACAAGUUUAUGUUUAAAAUUUAAAGAUAUUGGUGCAAUAACACGAGAAAAAACAGCUAAAGUUAUUCCAAAUGCUAUUGAAGUUAAAUCAAAUAAAAAUGAAAAAUAUUUUUUUGCAAGUUUUGCAACACGUGAUAAAAGUUAUGGACUUAUUUAUCGUAUAUGGCAAAUGACAGUUACUGAUCAAUCAAUAUCAUCUCAACAAUUAUGGGCAUUAAUUCGUGAAAGCUAUGGCAAUGAUGUAGAUAUGGUAACUGAUGAAGAAGAUACACAACAAAAACCAUCAACUAAUUCAACACCAGAAAGAACAUCACCAAAACAACAAAUUAAAAAUACAACAAGUGAUAAAUAUGAUCGUAUAAAAAAACCAGAAUCAGUUUGCUCAAAAUCAAGUAAAAAAGACGAAACAGAUGAUCAUUCAAGUCUAUCAUCUCGUGGUGAUGAAGAUCUUGAUGAAGAUAUUGGUAUAAUACCUAUUGGUGAAGAAGCUAAUACAAAUACACUUAUUCGUCAACCUCCUCCUCCUCCUCCGCCUAUAAAUAUAAAUUCUUUCACAUCAAUGGAUAUUUCUCCUGAAAGAAAUUAUUUAACCACAUGUCCAUGUCCAUGUCAAUCACAUUUAGCUACAAAAUUAAUUGAUCGAACAUAUUCAACGUCAGUUGAACGUUUAUUUGAUUAUAUAUUUGAUGAUCGAGAUUUUCUUGCUGCUUAUCAUGCAUCACGUCGUAUCAAAGAUUUUCAUGCGGGUGAAUGGACCGUAAAUAAAGAAACGGGGAAACGAGAACGUCUAUGCACUUAUAAAGUCGAUGUUGCGGCUGUUUUUGGCGCAACAACAAUUUGUUCCAAUGAAAAACAAGUUAUCGAUUGUGAAUUAUCGAAAUCUCAUUAUAUAAUAGAUACAGAAGUACGAAAUGAAGGAAUAAAAUAUGCCGAUACAUUUUUUGUUGCAUCUCGUUAUUGUAUUGUACAAAUUGGAGCAAAUAAAUCACAUUUAAAAGUAACAUGUGAAGUUCGAUAUGUUAAAAGUGUUAUGAUGAUUAUUAAAUCAUUCAUCGAAAAAAAUGCAAUGGCUGCUCUUCAAGAUUCCUUUACAGAUUUAAACAAUCGAAUCGAACUAUCAACAUCGUCAGUGAAACGUAUUGAACAUGAAACAUCGAAUAAACAACGAUCAUCAAGUAUUACAAAUAAUCAUGAGAAAGAUAAAACGAAUCAAUCAACAAAUAUGCCUAAGAAAAAAUAUUCAAGAAAACAACAAUUAAAUGAAUUAGAUACUUCUAUUGAUGAUUCACCAACAAAUAAACAUAGAAAAAUAAUUCAAGAUGAUUUUAAUAAUAAUAAUCAAAAUUCAAAUUCUAUUGUAUCUUCUUCAUCUGAUAAAACAUCUUCAUCACGAUCGUCAACAGAAAGUACAUUAAUUCCAUUUAUUAUAAUUAUAAUGUUAAUCCUUCUUAUUGUGAAUAUAUUUUUAUGUUUUAAAUUGAAUGAAAUCGAUCGAAUGACUGAUAAUCUUGUACAAAAUUAUCCAUUAUGGUCAAAUGGGUUUACAUAUCCAAAAGAAGAAAAUGAAUGGUCAAUAUUAUUAAAACGCCAAGAAGAAUAUUAUCAAACGAAAUUAAAUGGUCUUCAUUCUAUUCUAUCAUCAACUCAUAAUGCAUUAUUAAAUGUCACAGAUGCUCUAAAUGAAUUAUCGAAAUUGAGCAGUGGAUUAAAUAAAAAUGCACCGAUCAAUCGUCUUCACUCGUCAUAG
Adineta steineri is the source of this 2571-nucleotide messenger RNA. NCBI's taxonomy places the organism in Eukaryota, Metazoa, Rotifera, Eurotatoria, Adinetida, Adinetidae. The record is from the annotation of a GenBank genome assembly.